AUGCAAUUAGGUCUAGAAGAAGCUCUACCAUCGUUGGUCAAGGCCAAAUUUGCUUCUGCGAAAGCCAGUAAUGCCUUGAUCUUCUCGUCCACUGAGCUUUCUAUCUUGCGAACCAAAUCUGCAGCACCAUUUCAACUGCGCUAUUGUCCAGCGCUGGCGAAGAAACCAACCGGCGAUGGAAAGAAGCAGCCCAGUGGCCCAAAACCUGAUCCUUUCGACCAAGUCUCGCCGGAACUGCUCAUUGCAAACAUCCCCAGUAACAAUCCCAGCCACCUACUCGUCUUGAACAAGUACCCCGUGAUUCCUCAGCACUUCAUAAUUGCAACCAAACUCAACAAGCAGCAAACACACAUGCUCGAGCAGGAUGACCUUGCUGCCACACAUGCUUGUCUGAAAGCUUGGGAGGAGAACAAGAACAGUAAACUGUUCUCCUUUUUCAACUCUGGCGAGCACUCUGGGGCCAGCCAGGCACACCGACAUCUGCAAUUCUUGAGCGUCGAUGAGAUGAAGCGGGAUCAACAGGAAAGUGCAAGUUGGGACCCUUUGAUCGAACGCAUGUUGGCAGCUCCUGCCGAUGAAGGUCAAGGAUUAAGGACCAACCCCGGACUACCUUUUACCCAUUAUGCCCUGGAGCUUCCCCAUGAGCCCAGCCCAGAGACACUGUACUCGAGUUACAACAAGUUAUAUGAAACAGCUGCCGCCGCCGUCAGGUCCUACAUAUCCUCCAACCAGAAUCCGGAUCUCGAGCUCCACCCGUCCGAAGGCGGAUCAUCGCCCAUCAGCUACAAUCUUGCCAUGACGACCUCGGCUAUGGCCAUCGUGCCGCGUAGGAAAGAAGGCGCCGCCAUCAAGGACAGUAAGGGUAAUGAGGUCGGUAGCGUGGCCCUGAAUGGUACGUUACUGGCCGGUACCCUCAUGGUGAAAUUGGAGGAUGAAUGGAACGCCCUACGAGAUGAUCAACUACAACUCGAUGGCAUUCUGACGGCAAUUGGUGUCCCAAGGUAG
Aureobasidium pullulans EXF-150 is the source of this 1005-nucleotide messenger RNA. Its product is annotated as putative bis-tetraphosphatase. The record is from RefSeq and is a predicted model, not a curated record. Gene Ontology annotation, biological process: nucleotide metabolic process. The coding region runs from base 1 to 1005 and encodes 334 amino acids. The transcript is spliced from 3 exons. Gene Ontology annotation, molecular function: ATP:ADP adenylyltransferase activity; ATP binding. Lineage: Eukaryota; Fungi; Ascomycota; Dothideomycetes; Dothideales; Saccotheciaceae.